GUCAGGUCUCCUUCCAGCCGCUGUUAUCAAAUAACAUGCUGAUAACUAUUAGAAAGUGAUAAAUCUUUUCGUCUUGAUUCUAUGCCCAACAGUCACACAGAAGGUUAAUGGCCGCUCCCAGCAAAUGGUCCAUAGACAUGAGCCAAGCUUCUAUAUGAGAAGGUAAAGUAACAAUGCAAGUACCAUAACAACUACAGAAUCCCUCCCCCACCUCAUUGCAGAGAGUCAUACUGUUUUUGAGUUUUUGAAUGACUUGUUUUAUACCGCAGUGCAAGGUUAUGAUAUGUAAAGUAAAAAACAAAUAAAAUAAUUUAAAGGGGGCUUUAUUUUGUGACCCCUGUCCUUCCAUACUGGAAUAUGUCAUUAAUGUCGUGUGUCAGAGUGGCUUAUAGAGUUCUCAGCUAUUGAGAUCAUUUUUUGCGUAUGUGUCCAGAGACCGGGACCCCUGUAUGUCUGAUGAUGGUAGGAGUCACAGCGUAGAAAAGAACAAUUAGGGUCUGGUGCAGGGUAACCACACGCCCCCUGGUGUUGAGCACCAGGGUUUGUGCGGCCACAUACCAGGGUCCUGAUGCAGCUUCUGCGGAUCCCAGGAGCUCGAUAUUAUGCAGAUAUGUAUCCAGUACUAGAAACCAGGUAAGAAUAGAACAGGCACCAAACACGAUAACAAGACAAGAUUAGAAGAACCCAGAACAUGUACACAAGACAUGAGGAAAACAUGAACAGGACAUGGAUAGGGCAGGACAGGACUGUACAUGGAAUCAGUGGCGUACAUACCAGGGUCGCAGGGGUUGCGGCUGCGACCGGGCCCGGCCCACCAGGGGGCCCGGCCGCCCCUGCGACCCGGUAUGUACCCACAGGGCCAGCCUCUUCCCCUGGGGGGCCCAGGAGCCGACCACCCCAGGGCCCCCCGAGGCUGACCCUGCUGACACCCGGAAGGCGGGUGGCCGGUCGAACGGGCGUGCAGCCCUCAAGAUCAAGAUUGAUGACCGGAGCCGAAGAUACCGCCAUCUUCCCUUCGGGUUCCUGCAUCCCUUACCACGCUGCACGCGAGGGAGUCGGAAGAGGAAGCACUGAGUGCUCCCUCUCGCCUGCCCGCCUGCCUGCCCGACCGCCACCCUACCAGGAGCCCAGCAGCACCACUGGACUAGAAUCCCCCAGCACCCAAAGGCAAGGAGGCUGGGGGGACUUUAAUAAAGUGCUAUUAGUACAGUGUUUGAGUGUGUGUGAGUGUUAGAGUGAGUGUUAGAGUGAGUGUUAGUGUGUGUGUCUGCUAGUGAGUGUUAGGUGUGAGUGUUAGAGUGAGUAAGUUAGUGUGUGUCUGCUAGAGUGUAAGUAGUGUGAGUGUUAGAGCAGUGUUAGUGUGUGUGUCUGCUAGUGAGUGUUAGUGUGAGUGUUAGAGUGAGUGUUAGUGUGUGUGUCUGCUAGUGUGUUAGUGUCAGUGUUAGUGUGUGUGAGUGUUAGAGUGUGUGUCUGCUAGUGAGUGUUAGUGUGUGUGUUACUGUGUGUGUCUUACUGAGUGUGUGUGUUAGUGAGUCUGUUUGAUGUCUGUUAGUGAGUGUGUGUUUGCCAAUGAGAGUGUAUGUUUUGUAAGUGAGUGUGUAUGUAUGUCUGUCGCUGACUGUGUUUCUGUCAGUAAAUGUGUGUGUCUGUUAGCUAGUGUGUAUGCGUCUGUAAGUGUGUGUGUGUCUUCAGCACUUACCUUUCUCCAGCGCCGGACUCCCUUGGCGCUGGGGAUCCCUCAGCCUCUCAGCUCCGAAUGCGACCGCGCACGCAUUCAAACCGCCCAUAGGAAAGUAUUACUCAAUGCUUUCCUAUGGACGUUCAGUGUGCUCCUCUAGCGGCUGUCAGUGAGACAGCCACUAGAGGCUGGAUUAACCCUCAGUGAAACAUAGCAGUUUCUCUGAAACUGCUAUGUUUUCAGCUGCAGGGUUAAAACUAGAGGGACCUGACACCCAGACAACUUCAUUGAGCUGAUGUGAUCUGGGUGUCUGCAGGAAAACAUACUCAGGACCCUCCCCGGCUCUGGAAAGGGGUAAAACUUACCUUUUUCCACCGCUGGGUGGAGAGCUCUCCUCCUCCGAUCCUCCUCUUCUCCUCCCGUCGGCUGUAUGCGCACGCGCGGCAAGAGCUGUGCACGCAUUCAGCCGGUCACAUAGGAAAGCAUUCAUAAUGCUUUCCUAUGGACGCUGGCGUGCUCUCACUGUGAAAAUCACAGUGUGAAGCACGCAAGCGCCUCUAGCGGCUGUCAAUGAGACAGCCGCUAGAGGAAAUAGGGGAAGGCUUAACCCAUUCAUAAACUGUUUAUGAAAAAAUGGGUUAACCCUAGCUGGACCUGGCACCCAGACCACUUCAUUAAGCUGAAGUGGUCUGGGUGCCUAGAGUGGUCCUUUAAGUGUGUGUGCAUCUGCAUGCACUGGCGUACAUACCGCGGUCGCAGGGGUUGCAGCCCUGUAACCCCUGCGACCAGGUGCCCACCGCCAUGUGUUGCGGCCUGGCCCGCGCGUGGGGGAGGCCCACGGAUCAAUUUUUGCACCGGGGCCCCAUGGGUCAUGUGUACGCCACUGCAUGGAAUACAAGAUAAAAUAAAACAAGACAAGAGAUACAAGGCAAAACAAGAGGAGAAAUAACUAAAUACUAUAAAUGUAAUAAACAUUGGAGAUUUAGACAUACAUAAAUGGCCAAGAUGUAUGUCGCCCACCACUGUGCCAAAGUACUCCAAUUACGGUGGGUCCUAACUGCCUAUACAGGGCCGGUGCAAGGAUUUUUGCCGCCCUAGGCAAAAGAAAGAUUUGCCUCCCACCCACCUUAUUAUAGAUUAGCGUCACUAAUAAUAAUAUACUAGAUUGCCUACUUACAAUCAGAUGAUGAUGGUGAUGGGCUCUGGCUGCAGUCUGGCUCCACUGGUCUGGUGUAGAAGAGGCUCUCUGGAGGCUGUUUGUAACUGUGGUCACAAAAUUCAAUGUUCUGGGAGAACGGGAAGCAGCUCCAUUUUGGGGGGCCCCUUACACAGCUCAAGGUCUGGGCUCCAGGGCCUGACGGUGAGUAUGCCCAUAAGGCCCACUCAUAAGUCCACUUAUAUGUUCCACCCACCCAUGAGUUCGCUCACAGGGAGUGGAGUGUGUAGGGGAUGUGUUAUGAGUUUUUGUAGAGGAUCUAAUAUGUGUGCUUAUGGUAUGUAAUGUAUAGGGAUACCAGUUUGUGCAGGUGAUGCAGUGUGUUUGUGUGUAGUGGAAGCAGUGUGUUUGUGUGUAAGGGAUAGAAAGCAUUGUGUGUUUGUGUAUAAGGGAUGUAUUGUGUGUUUCUUGUUGUGUGUAAGGGAUGCAUUGUGUGAAUCUGUGUUUGUAUGCAUAAGGGAUGCAAAGUGUGUUUCUGUGUAUGUAAGGGAUGCAGUGUGUGUCUGUAAGGGGUGCGUUGAGUGUGUAAGAGAUGCAUUGUGUUUCUGUGUGUGUGUAAGAGAAGCAGUGUGUGUUUGCAUGUGUGUGUAAGGGAUACAUUGUGUGUUUCUGUGUAUAUGUGCAAAGGAUGCAUUGUCUUUAUGUGUAAGGGUUGCAUUAUGUGUGUAUGUGUAAUGGAUGCAUUGUGUAUUUCUCUGUGUGUAAGGGAAGCAUGUUGUGUUUCUGUGUGUAUAGGGAUGCAUUUUGUGUGUGUGUGUGUGCGUAGUGUGAAAGAGCUCCCUGUCCUGCCCCCUGUUCUAUAGAGCUCUCCCUUCCAUCCCGUAGAGAUCUCCCCUGCCCCUUAGUGGUCUCUCCUCUCCCCCCACCUCCCUUAGUGGUCUCCUUUUGUCCCCGACUUUCCAUUAGUGGUCUCUCGUCUCCCCCUUCGUGGUCUCUGCUCUCCUCUGCCCCCCUCCCUCCCUGUAAUCAUCUCCACUCCCCCUCCCUGUAAUCAUCUCCACUCCCCCCUCCCUCCCUUUAAUUUCCCUCCCCUUCCCCGUAAUCAUCUCACUCCCCCCCUGUGUAAUCUCAUCUCCCUCCCCCCAUUUCCCUCUCCUGCAAUCAUCUCAUCUCCCUCCCUGUAAUCAUCUCCACUCCCCCCCCUCCCUGUAAUCUUCUCCACUCCCCCUCCCUCCUUUAAUCUUCUCCACUCCCCCCUCCCUCCCAUCUUUUCCACUUCCCUCCCUCCCUUUAAUCUUUUCCCUCCCCCCUGUAAGCUUUCUACUCCCCUAAUCUUCUCCUCACCUCCCCUUCCCUGUAGCGUGGCCGAACUCCUAUCAGUCCGGCCGGGUCGCGGACCGGAGAGGAGCUCGGCCACGCUAGAGGGAAGGGGAGGUGAGGCAGUGCGGCAGCCGUCUGAGUGCUCUCUACAGAGUGCUCAGGCGGCUGCAGCAUUUAAAGGGCCGGCGAUGGGGGCACAGGUCGCCCCCUCCUAUAUGGCGCCCUAGGCAGCUGCCUAGUUCGCCUUAUAGGAAGCGCCGGCCCUGUGCCUAUAUAUGCAUGACUAAAUUAGCAAUAAAACACACACAGUACUUACCUGCAAGGAAAGGAGCAGAGGAAUGAGACCACUGCUAGCAGGAACACACUAAACAAAAAGGAUUAAUGGCAAACAUUUAAAGGAAUCCAGGAGUCUGGGAAUUCCAGAAAACCCAGCAUAAAGAAAACCAGACAUAGAAAAGAAAACCAGAAAAACCAAAACCAAGAAAAACUAAACAAGAAUUGUAAAAAGAGUACUGGAUAGCAGAAGCCAUGGCCAGAAAUGAUCCGCAUACAGGAACGGGAUGUGACAGUGUGCAAGCAUGUUUUCCCUGCGUAUCCGUGGACAUCUGGGUUGCUUUCCCCUCGUAGAGAUAUCAUGAAACUACGUUACAAAAAGUGACUGAUGACUCAUCCCAAGGGUCACUCUCUCCCUCUGCCAAAUAUUCUUCUCUGUCUGAUCCUUUUUGUCAGCUGUGGACCUCCCGCUUCUUCAUCCCCAACACUGUCCAUUCCUGGUUCUCAUCUUACUUCUCCCGACACUCAGUCACUGGAUCCAACACGUUCUCUGGAUUCAUUUCUGGAUACUUGUCUGUUUCCUGUUCUCAAGUAUGCAAUCAGGGCUAUUCACUACAGUGAGAACUGCCAGAAAUUCAAAGUGAAUUCUAACUCAAAAUAUCUAAACUGGAGGCAGAAAUGACUGCAAGAAUUUUCUAAUUUGCCUAUUUUGCCUAACUUUCAAAUUCCCUUUAAAUUCCUUGGAAAUCCUGACAGUUCUCACUUAAGUGAAUAGUCCUGUCAGAUUCAUCUUGAUUCUUCUGAUAUCUCGUGAUCGUCUCAUUGGCUCGAAGUUUGCAAUUGGACGUCUUCUCACUUCUUCUUGUACCUGUCUGAAAUGUUAAUCAUCGUUUCACAGGUUUCCACAAGGUCAAUGAUUAUAUCAUAAACUGUGUCUCACUAGAAGAACUGUGUGACUCGGGCUAACAGAGAAUAAACCGAGAAUAAACAGAAAAUAAAUGUCACGGCACAGCCCGAGCCCUGCAGACAGCAAGGCAUGGCCGCUCCUUUAAGAGACCUGGCUAGGUUUGAACUCACAGCUCCAGCAUCCCAGUCAGGUUCUCUGCCAUGAUAUCUGUCUGCAUUAUUCUGCUUCCUGACCCCUUGCCUGGAUCAAGCAGCACUGAACCACCUGCAGCCCUUUUCCAAUUAGGGUCAGCUGCACCUAAUUAGCAGGCUGUAAUAGCCAGCCCUGCCUGAAAUUUAGGAUCUGGUCAUUUUGCCGGUUUGGUGUUUCCUGACAGAUCUUUGAUUUUCUACUGUCUGAUUUCUUGGACUCUGACCUCUGCCUGAUUUACCGACUACGUUACUCCGCUGCCAGCCCUGACUUCUGCUUCUCGCCUGACCCUGCCUUUGGAUUUCUCUUUACUCUGUACUGCGCUUCUGGUUUUUUCCUCUUUCCUGUGCCAUCUCCUGCAACUGGGCUCCAACUCCUGGUAAACUGUUACAUAAGUCCCCAGGUGACUGUUACAAUAAACAAACAAUAAACCAAGAAUAAACAGAGAAUAAACAGACAAUAAACCGACAAUAAACCGAGUGUGACGGACCGCAUGCCAUCCCGACCGGGUGCCUCCAUCGAUCGAUGCUCCUAGUGCUCACCGAGGACUCCAAGCACUUCACCAGACACCAUCAGCACUGUAGCCCCCUAGUCGCCGUCCCUUCCCACCCUGGACUAACUCCUGGAUCCAGCUUCCAGUGGGAAGGCCUCUCCUCCAAGAGAGUAUAACAGGUAUAGCUGUAAAGCUCUUAUAAGAGCUAGUGAUAUAGCUUGUAUAGUAGGUCCCUACAAACACAAGGCAAGGCUCUAUGUUGAGGGUAAAGGCCACACUGGCCUUUUAUGCAAGUCCCCAAGCAAGGUGUACGCCCACAUGGACCUUGUUGGGGACAGGGACACAAACCUACAAACCAAUGAUAACACGUUUACAAUGGAAGGCACUCCCACUUAUAGCACACAAUCCCUCCCCUCUGCCUGGGAGAUAAUUGGAUCAGAUACUUCAUUAACCCAAUUAUCUCCAGGCAGAAAAAAACAUAAUUUUACAAAACCCCAAAAGUACCCCCAAAACACAUAAAAUCUCCACAAUUAUUACAUACCCUGAUAGCCCUUAUCUGAGUGACCAACAUAUCCAAAAAUCACCAGAUCCGUUAAGGGGUUCAUGAGUUCUAUGGAAGUAUUAUUUUGAACGAUCGCACGCAUGGUCCCAUGCUCAAAACAGUUACAGAGAAUUAGGCUGUGCGGCCGGUUUACUUUGAGGAUUCGAAAUAACAUUAGAAUUACCGAAUGUGACAGAGCCCUCUGUCUUGGAUUUACAUGGAACUACUAUUACUUUGUUUGCUUGAAUUAGUGUUAUUUUAUUUGAUUAGUGUCUUUCCCCAUUCGUGUUGAACUCUAUAUGCUUCCCGGAAACUACCGAACAAAACUCCCGAACGGCCGGCCACCCAGUAGAGAAGUGUGCUGCUGGUCAACCUCUUGGCCCCAUUAGAACGUUGAGGUUAACCGCAGACACCUUAACUGAUGCCUGUAGCUGGGUGACCACAUUCAUAUCCCGAACACGAGGUCGCGGCCAUUUUAAAUCCACGAACGCUCAGCGUUGUUCGGCGAUAAACUCAUGGAACUCAAAACGGACACUUUUUGGCACGAACACCGCUGAAGCCGCCGACCUCCCUUCUCCUUCGGUAGAAAACUCACGAACAUCCCUGUAUUCGGUAUUUUGUCAAACCCCAGAUAGCCAUCCCGUGGAGUCUAUUCAUAUGGAGAACAGACUUUGUGAACACUUUGACGAUUGGACUUUGUGCAUAGGAUCUGAGCGCUAUUCGGUACUUUUGUGCGCUCAGAUCCCAGCUAUCUGGGGACACGUUAAAUGCCUGUAUUAUGUCCAUUUAUUGUAAAAUUAUAUAUUUUUAUGCAUUUUGUUAUGGUCACUUAAAAUGGCGUUUGGUCUUUAUCCAGGGAGAUAAUUGAAUUACAUCACAAUUAGCUCCCAGCAGAGCAGAGGGUCUUGGGUAAUUAAAGGGGCAUGGCUACAUGUGUAACACUCUGAUUGGUCAAUGUAAUGUCCUUGUCACAGUCUCCCAUUUGGUCCCCUAGGGGAGUGUCCACCAGGUGGGAGUACUGCAUAAAUACCGGGCAGGUAGUCCUCAAUAAACCAGAUUCCUGCUGACCCUCAAUACGGAACUUUGUCUCGUCAUUGGGGGGAUUACUCAAAUGGAUUACACUUGUUUGGCUGUUUAGGAGACUAAUUGCUUCGUGUGAUUGCUGUUCGGCAGUUUGGAGCGCUCAGUGGCUACCUCUGUAUUCGGGAAGGGAACGACCAAUACGGCUGUAACCCCUCUCCUACCGCGGGAGCCGUAACACCAAACAAAGCUGUUCGUGGAUAUAGUUAAUGUAUGUCUCUUGUUCGGUAGUCUCUUCUUACCAAACGCCGUUCGAAUAUCCGAACAUCCAUGGAAGGUAAAUAUAAAUUAUAAAAAGGGAACAUUUGAAGAAAAAUUUAUCCCACAAUUUUGGGGAGUCCAUUGUGGGGGCUGGGUGGGCAUAAGGGUGUCACGGGUUUUGUUACAAUAAGUGCGCUCACACAUGAUUCUCUAUUUUCAGCUCGCAGCUCAGGUUCUGGAGAAGAAGCGAAUUGGAUUUGGGGUGCUUGACUCCAAGAAAAAUUUUAAAAUCGCAAAGAAACUGGGUACGAUGUGCAUCUCCUCACUGCAUGCACUGCAUUCCCUCACUGCAUACACUGGGUCCCCUCACGGCAUACACUACGUCAUCUUACUGCAUCCCCUCACUACAUAUACUGCUCCCCUCCCGGCAUACGCUGCACCAUCUUACUACAUCCCCUCACUGCAUACACUGCAUCAUCUUACUACAUCCCCUCACUGCAUCAUCUUACUGCAUCCACUGCAUUCCCCCACAUGCUCUGUACCUCCUCUCUCAUGAUCUGUACCUACACCCCCGAAUGCUUUUACCUCCCCAGCAUGAUCUGUACCUCUUGUAUCUCCCCCCACAUGCUCUGUACCUCCCAGCACAUGAUCUGUACCUCCCCGACAUGCUUUGUAUCUCCUGUGGGGGCUGGGUGGGCAUAAGGGUGCUCUGUACCUCCCCCCACAUGCUCUGUACCUCCCCCCACAUGCUCUGUACCUCCCCCUACAUGCUCUGUACCUCCCCACCACAUGCUCUGUACCUCCCCACAUGCUCUGUACCUCCCCACCAUGCUCUAUACCUCCCCCCUCAUGCUCUAUACCUCCCCUCAUGCUCUAUACCAGCCCCUCAUGCUCUGUACCUCCCACAUGCUCUGUACCCCUCCCCACAUGCUCUUUAUCUCCUGUACCUCCCCCCUCAUGCUCUGUGCCUCCAUCCUCAUGCUCUGUGCCUCCCCCCCUUAUGUUCUUUACCUCCCCCCACAUGCUCUGUCCAAGAGAAAUGGGAUUAUUUAAAAGUUGCACUACUGAAAGCAACAGAAAAUUGCAUUAGGCUUGUCAGUAAAAGCAAACAAUUUAAGAAACCACUGUGGUACUCCACAGAUAUGGCCAAAAUAAUAAAAAAACUAAAAGUUAGCAUUUAGUAAUUAUACAAAAAAAUCCAGAGUGAGGAAGACAGACAGAUCUAUACGAUUAGGCAGAAAGAGGCUAAGCAAGUUAUAAGAGCUUCCAAAUCACACACAGAAGAGAAAAUAGCACAGUCAGGAAAAAAGGGGGAUAAAACAUUUUUUAGAUACAUAAAUAAGAAAAGAAAAGUAAAACAAGGAUUAGUUAGAUUAAAAACAAAAGAAGGAAGGUAUGUAGAAGAGGAUAAAGACCAGGCUGACUGCCUCAAUGAAUAUUUUUGUUCUGUAUGUACAGAUGAAAAUGAAGGAAAGGGACCUCAGUUAAGAAAAAUGAUAAAUGAGUAAUUUAUUGCACGUGAGUUUACAGAGGAAGAGGUUCUAUUUCAACUGUCAAAAGUAAAGACAAAUAAGUCAAUGGGACCUGAUGGAAUACACCCAAAGCUAUUAAAAGAGCUUAGUGGUGUACUAGCAAAACCAUUAACAGAUUUAUUUAACCAAUCAUUGUUAACAGGAGUAGUCACAGAAGAUUGGAAGUAAGCAAAUGUUGUGCCCAUUUACAAGAAAGGUAAUAGGGAGGAGUCGGGCAACUAUAGGCCAGUAAGCCUUACUUCAGUAGUGGGGAAAGUGAUGGAAUCCAUGUUAAAGGAUAGGAUUGAUGAACAUCUAAAAACACAUGGAUUUCAAGAUCAGAGACAACAUGGGUUUACUUCAGGGAGAUCAUGCCAAACUAAUCUUAUUGAUUUUUUUGAUUGGGUAACUAAAAUAAUAGACCAGGGUGGUGCAGUAGACAUUGUUUACCUAGAUUUCAGUAAGGCUUUUGACACUGUUGCACAUAGAAGGCUUAUCAAUAAACUGCAAUAUUUAAGUUUGGAUUCUAAUAUUGUUGAAUGGGUAAGGCAGUGGCUGAGUGACAGGCAACAGAGGGUUGUAGUCGAUGGAGUAUAUUCGAAGCUUGGACUUGUCACCAGUGGGGUACCUCAGGGAUCUGUACUUGGACCCAUUCUCUUUAAUAUUUUUAUUAGUGAUAUUGCAGAAGGUCUUGAUGGUAAGGUAUGUCUUUUUGCUGAUGAUACUAAGAUAUGUAACAGGGUUGAUGUUCCAGGAGGGAUAAGCCAAAUGACAAAUGAUUUAGGUAAACUAGAAAAAUGGUCAGAAUUGUGGCAACUGACAUUUAAUGUGGAUAAGUGCAAGAUAAUGCAUCUUGGACGUAAAAACCCAAGGGCAGAGUACAGAAUAUUUGAUAGAGUUCUAACCUCAACAUAUGAGGAAAGGGAUUUAGGGGUGAUUAUUUCUGAUGACUUAAAGGUAGGCAGACAAUGUAAUAGAGCAGCAGGAAAUGCUAGCAGAAUGCUUGGUUGUAUAGGGAGAGGUAUUAGCAGUAGAAAGAGGGAAGUGCUCAUGCCAUUGUACAGAACACUGGUGAGACCUCACUUGGAGUAUUGUACACAGUACUGGAGACCGUAUCUUCAGAAGGAUAUUGAUACCUUAGAGAGGGUUCAGAGAAGGGCUACUAAACUGGUUCAUGGAUUGCGGGAUAAAACUUACCAGGAAAGGUUAAAGGAUCUUAACAUGUAUAGCUUGGAGGAAAGACGAGACAGGGGGGAUAUGAUAGAAACAUUUAAAUAUAUAAAGGGAAUCAACACAGUAAAGGAGGAGACUAUAUUUAAAAGAAGAAAAACUACCACAACAAGAGGACAUAGUCUUAAAUUAGAGGGACAAAGGUUUAAAAAUAAUAUCAGGAAGUAUUACUUUACUGAGAGGGUAGUGGAUGCAUGGAAUAGCCUUCCAGCUGAAGUGGUAGAGGUUAACACAGUAAAGGAGUUUAAGCAUGCGUGGGAUAGGCAUAAGGCUAUCCUAACUAUAAGAUAAGACUAGGGACUAAUGACAGUAUUUAGAAAAUUGGGCAGACUAGAUGGGCCGAAUAGUUCUUAUCUGCCGUCACAUUCUAUGUUUCCCCCCUCAUGUUCUGAACUUCCAUCCAUCCAUUUUCUCUCUAAUAUUGAUCUCCUUUCACUGUUAAUCCCCAAUGUCUGUCUCCUGAAAGGUUGUUCCGAGGAGGGCAGUCUGUACAUCUUUAAGGAGGACAAUGUCAUAGAGUUUGACGGGCAGCUGGCAGCAGAUGUGUUGGUGGAUUUCCUGCUAGAUGUGAGUUUUCUUCUGUAAACUGAAAAAAAGAAUACAAUAGUCAGAGUCAGAGAUACUGAUACUUUCACCUACAGAUGUCUCUCUAAUGACAGAUCCCUUUCACCCCAGCCGAUUCCCUAAUGAGAGAUCCCUUUCACCCCAGCCGAUUCCCUAAUGAGAGAUCCCUUUCACCCCAGCCAAUUCUCUAAUGAGAGAUCUGUUUUACCUCCAGCCGAUUCCCUAAUGAGAGAUCCGCUUUGUCAUAGACGAUUCUCUAAUGACAGAUCCCUUUUAACCCAGUCAAUUCUCUGAGAGAUCCCUUCUACCCCCAGCUGAUUCUCUAAUGGCAGUUCUCUUCUACCCCCAUUUGAUUCUAUGAUGACAGAUCCCUUCUACCCCCAGCUGAUUCUCUAAUGGCAGAUCCCUUUUACCCCCAUUUGAUUCUAUAUGACAGGUCUCUUUUACCCCCAUUUGAUUCUAUGAUGACAGAUCCCUUUUACCCCCAGCUGAUUCUCUGAUGACAGAUCCUUUUUACCCCAAUUUGAUUCUAUGAUGACAGAUCCUUUUUACCCCAGUUUGAUUCUAUGAUGACAGAUCCCUUUUACCCCAGCUGAUUCUCUAAUAACAGAUCAAUUUUACCCCCAGUUGAUUCUAUGAUGACAGUUGAUUCUCUGAUGACAGAUCCCUUUUACCCCCAGCUGAUCGAGAAUCCAGUUGAACUAAUUAACAGCAACGUGGAGCUUAAAGCUCUGGACAGGAUGGAGGAGGAAACAAGAGUCAUUGGCUUCUUCAAGAGCGAGGACUCAGAGUGUGAGUACAGAUUGUGAGAAUUUUGAAUUCAUAUUGUGACUGUGUGUGUUGACCAUGGGCACAAAGUGUGAGUAUAAACUGAGCACACCACGUGUGAGUAUAGACUGGGCACAGAGUGUGAGUAUAGACUAAAUACAGAGUGUGAGUAUAGACUGGGCACUGAGUGUGAGCAUAGACCGGGCACUGAGUGUGAGUAUAGACUAGUUACAAAAAGUGUGAGUAUAGACUGGGGACAGAGUGUGAGUAUAGACUAAACACAGAGUGUGAGUAUAGACUGGGUGCAAAGAGUGUGAGUAUAGACUGGGUGCAAAGAGUGUGAGCAUAGACCGGGCACUGAGUGUGAGCAUAGACCGGGCACUGAGUGUGAGUAUAGACUAGUUACAAAAAGUGUGAGUAUAGACUGGGGACAGAGUGUGAGUAUAGACUAAACACAGAGUGUGAGUAUAGACUGGGUGCAAAGAGUGUGAGCAUAGACCGGGCACUGAGUUUGAGUAUAGACUAGUUACAAAAAGUGUGAGUAUAGACUGGGGACAGUGAGUGUGAGUAUAGACUGGGCACAAAAAAACAUGAGUAUAGACUGGGCACUGAGUGUGAAUAUAAACAGUGCAUUGAGUGUGAGUAUAGACUGGGCACAAUAAAUGUGAGUAUAGACUGGGCACAAUAAAUGUGAGUAUAGACUGGGCACAAUAAAUGUGAGUAUAGACUGGGCACAGAGUGUGAGUAUAGACUGGGCACAGAGUGUGAGUAUAGACUGGGCACUGAGUGGAACGACAGUCCUGCUAAUACAUGGAAUCUGUGCUCUUUGCCAAGCGCUCUUAAAAUCAGCCUCCUAGAAUGAAAUGCCAACUUUUCAGUAAACGCCAUUAUCAUCACAGCUUGCUAAACGUGUUGAAGUUACAGCUUGAAACACUGGGAAUGUGUCUAUUUUUAUCAGAACACAUUCUGUAAUGUUUGGCUCUAAGAAGAUGUGGUCAGGGGCGAUCACUGUCUGUGAGACUUUCAUUUUUUUUAUUUCCUCAGAUUACAAAGAGUUUGAAGAAGCCGCAGAACAUUUCCAUCCGUACAUCAGGUUCUUUGCAACAUUCGAGAAAUCGGUGAGAUAUUGAUUUUGAACCAUUCCCACUGAAGGUUAGGGACUGGAAUAGCUAUUGAUUGGGAACCAUUCCCAUUGAAGGUUAGGGACUGGAAUAGCUAUUGAUUGGGAACCAUUCCCAUUGAAGGUUAGGGACUGGAAUAGCUAUUGAUUGGGAACCAUUCCCAUUGAAGGUUAGGGACUGGAAUAGCUAUUGAUUGGGAACUAUUCCCACUGAAGGUUAGGGACUGGAAUAGCUAUUGAUUGGGAACUAUUCCCACUGAAGGUUAGGGACUGGAAUAGCUAUUGAUUGGGAACCAUUCCCAUUGAAGGUUAGGGUAUGAAACAGCUAUUGAUUGGGAACCAUUCCCAUUGAAGGUUAGGGUAUGAAACAGCUAUUAGAAACAUAGAAUGUGACGGCAGAUAAGAACCAUUCUGCCCAUCUAGUCUGCCCAAUUUUCUAAAUACUUUCAUUAGUCCCUGGCCUUAUCUUAUAGCUAGGAUAGCCUUAUGCCUAUCCCACGCAUGCUUAAACUCCUUUACUCUGUUAAAAACUUUCAGUUAAUGGACCUGUGAAGAACUCUUCGGUUUUGUAUAAAGUAUGCAUAAAUGAGGUGCUGUUGAGUUGAAUACAAUGGACAAAUCUUUUCCAACUUACUUGGGCACAAAUGGGGAUUGAACCCAUGAUCUUUGGUUUACGAGACCAACGCCUUACCACUUAGCCACUGCGCCUUAUUGAUUAGGAACCAUUCCCACUGAAGGUUAGGGUCUGGAAUUAAGCUGGUUCCUGGAAAGCGGAUGUGCACGUAGCAGAUUCUUGCUCAUUAAAGGCGAGUUUGAAAGGGACAGCAGGAGUCAGGUGGAAAUAGGGACACAGAGACAGACUGGCCGAGCAGGUCAGAAGCUAAAAUAGGACCAUCCAAACAGUUAUGGGAGAAAUGAAGGAAAAAAUAUACAGAUAUAUGCCAUACAAAUGACAGCUAUGUUAAUGGGUUGGAUUAAGUGUUAAGGUGGGCUGGCUCAGAGUGAGAGGAGUUGAUUGUCAGAGCUUAGUCAUGGGGCUCGGAGUCAGAGGAGUAGAUUGUCAGAGAUUAGUCGUGUGACUCGGAGUGAGAUGAGUAGAUUGUCAGAGAUCAGUUGGGUGUGACUUACAGUGAGAGGAGUAGCUUAUCAGAGAUUAGUCAUGUGGCUUGCAGUGAGAGAUUAGUUGUGUGGCUCAGAGUGAGAGGAUUAGAUUUUCAGAUAUUAGUUGUGUGGCUCGGAGUGAGAGGAGUAGAUUGUCAGACCUUUGUGUGGCUCAGAGUGAAAGGAUUAGAUUGUUACAGAUCAGUUUAUAUGGUAGGCAAUGAUAAGGGUGGUUGGGUACAUGUUCUAUAAAUGGGCUGAUGGUAAUAUGGUCCUGUUCACAGGUGGCCAAGGCUCUGACUCUGAAGUUGAAUGAGGUGGAUUUCUAUGAACCAUUUAUGGAUGAGCCGAUCACAAUUCCUGAUAAACCAUAUAGUGAACAGGAGAUAGUGGACUUUAUAACCAAACACAAGAGGUAA
This is a messenger RNA of Pelobates cultripes (western spadefoot toad), 14551 nucleotides long. Lineage: Eukaryota; Metazoa; Chordata; Amphibia; Anura; Pelobatidae. The record is from the annotation of a GenBank genome assembly.